Molecule: messenger RNA, 801 nt
Organism: Diaporthe amygdali
Lineage: Eukaryota; Fungi; Ascomycota; Sordariomycetes; Diaporthales; Diaporthaceae
Exons: 1
Coding region: 1-801 (266 amino acids)
Biological process (GO): regulation of endocytosis
Cellular component (GO): endosome
Molecular function (GO): GTPase activity; GTP binding
Source: RefSeq, a predicted model, not a curated record
AUGUCCUCACCACCCUGGGACUACAUCGCCAAGCUGGUCUGCAUAGGAGACAGCGGCUGCGGCAAGUCGUCCCUGACCAUCCGGCUCUGCGAGGGCCGCUUCGUGCAACACCACGAUGUCACGAUCGGAGUAGAGUUCGGCUCCAGGAUAGUACCUGUCGGCGCCCCCGCCAACAAGGCGAUAGCAUCCUCCCAGACAGACGCCUCUUCGUCACCCUCCAGCGCCGACCCCUCGUCAAAACCAGACCAGCCGCCACCAAACGGCCUGCCCGACCCGCCCCGCGCCGCCCCCAAGGACUCGCAACAGCCGCAGAAGCACAUGAAGCUGUCGCUCUGGGACACGGCGGGCCAGGAGACGUACAAGUCGGUGACGCGCUCCUACUUCCGCGGCGCGAGCGGCGCGCUCCUCGUCUUCGACAUCUCGCGCAAGUCGACCUUCUCGCACGUCACCGACUGGCUCAACGACCUGCGCCAGAUCGCCGAGCCCGACAUCGUCGUCAUCCUCGUCGGGAACAAGGCCGACCUCGCCAACGAGAAGCGCGAGGUCAGCGCCGAGGAGGCCGCCACCUGGGCCCGCCAGAACGGCGUGCUGCGCUACGUCGAGACGAGCGCCAAGACGGGCGAGUACGUUGAGGAGGCCUUCCUUGGCGUCGCAGAGAGGAUAUACCAGAACAUCCAGGCCGGCAAGUACGAUCUGAACGACAGGCGCUCCGGCGUCAAGGGCCAGGGCGCUGGGUGGGGUGGCGGGUCGAACGUCAAGGUAGAUGCGAGGAAGAGUUCAAAUGGUGGUGUGUGUUGUUGA